Molecule: messenger RNA, 17281 nt
Organism: Pocillopora meandrina
Lineage: Eukaryota; Metazoa; Cnidaria; Anthozoa; Scleractinia; Pocilloporidae
Source: the annotation of a GenBank genome assembly
AUGGCUAAAAGAGGUUUUACUCCAAGCGCUUUUGCGUUGCCUGGUUUAUCGAAGGACUCGAACAAGCCGUUUGGAUUUUCUGUGGUGAGAGAAGAUCAUGGCUCUCGUUCCAUUGCUAACGUGAAUCGAGUUAGUGCAAAAGACAACUUGGAGGAAUCUUCAAGUUUAGUUGAUGAGUUAGGAUCACUUUUGCCACCACAGACAGAAUACACGCUCGAAAAUUUGACAAAAACAAGGCCUCGCAGUCCAAGACGAAGAUCACCUUCACCCUUGGCGCGAAGAAAAGAACUCGAAAACAACUCCAACUUUUCUUUUGAUGUAAAUAGUCCUCAAACUUCGAUUAAAGACCAUGUGGCUUUCUCAGAUGAGCGUGUAAACGUGUUAAACGAAAAACCAAACCUUCCAUCAGCGCUCAUUCUUUCCAACGAUGUAGGAUUAUCGAUUUCGAGUAGAGAACUCUCUCAAUCAAGAUCUUCACCGCGACUUAGUGAUAAGCCGCGAACAAAUCGUCCCAAAGUGGCUCCGAAACCUGAAAGAAACAAAAAUUACGAAAAUGGAGAGCUCUUGACCGAGAGAACAGAUCUUAACGUAGUUAGUGUGGUAGAUGACCCCAAAAUCCGGUUGGUGGAUGAGGAUCAUCACAGAGGUGACAACGAUCCACCUCCUCUUCCUACAUCACCCCCGCCGUUAGAGGACGACGAGAUUUUGGGUUCUUUAGCUUACGACACGCUAAACGAAGAAACAAAGCGAUCAUUUCCAAUAAGUGGGUUUGAAAAAACGCAGUCAAUUGACAGAACAACUGGCAAAUUGUCAGCAAAGUUGGUGGAUAAUCCCCUUAAAAAUGAAAUUGAAGACAAUGUAUUGAAUAAUAGUAAGCAGUUAAGAUCUGAUACAGCCAGCAGUAAUAACAGUCCUUCUUCAAGGAUAGCAAAAUGGCAGGGCUAUGGAAGGACUUCUAGUGAAGAUAACUAUAUUUUACCAAAGAUUGGAGCUGGCUUUCCAAACAGACAGACCCCCUUAGAUUCUGCCAUUGCUUCACGACUGUCCAAAUAUGAGACGCCCUAUAGUUCCAGACAGCGAAAACCUGUUGAAAAGACCUUGUCAGCAAACCGUCGACGAUUCAAACCAGUCACAUUAACAGAUGAGGACAAGACAACAAAUUCUGAGAACAUUAAAGAAAAUAUUGACUCUUUGGUUAAUGCAGAAAAAAAAACCAAUCAGCCAAUGUCAGUUGGUUUGCAUGGUAUGAAAACUGGAAAAAAUGUCACCAAUUCUUUACCAAGGAAUUUCAGGGAUGGAAUUAGUGCUAUAAGCCAGCCUCUGAGUUCAUCUGAGAGUAAUAGACAAUAUAAUUUUCAAGGUAAUAGUUUUGUGCAAGGAGAAAAAGCAAAAUUAGAUCUUGAUGGCUUAGAAAAGCAAUCAGUUACUGAUAAAAAUACUUAUGAUGAGAAUUCUAGCCAGAAAUCAUGGUCAUCAGACUCAUAUGGUGCAAGCAGGACUGCACAUCAAGAACCUGAUGUGGUUGUUGAAUAUGACAGCGGUAAUGAUGGCCUAGAAAAGUUUGAUGACAGCAGUGGUAAGGGAACAGUGACAUCUGUUGGAUCAAAAAUUAGAACUUCAAAUGUAAAUGAUCCUAAUGAAUUCAAAAUUGAAAGUAAUAUCAAUGAGAAUGAGGUGAGCAGGAGUGCUAAUAAUGACAGAAAUAGAGCAGAAAAAGAACAUGGAAGUUCAGGAAUGACAUUGCCAAAAGUUGUCAUUGAAUACGAUGGGGAAGUUGUCAAUGAGCCUUCAAUUGAUGGAUAUGACUCUGAGGAAACUUCUGAUGAAGGUAAAAACCUGGUGUCAUCUUCUUUCAGUCAACUUGAGGACUUGGAUGAUUUACAUUAUUCAGAUAACAUGUCUGAUGGCUCUGUUAGUCUUUAUGCUGAUGAAGACGACAUAGGAAUCUUGGAUUAUACAGAUGAUGAUGAUGAUGAAUUAGAUGUAACAUUGAGGGAUGAAGACCUCACUUUUGACAAUCCUGUGAGAGAAGAAGCAGAGGAAACUAGAGGUUAGUGAUUCUUUUAUGCAGUAUUUUUAGAAUUCUUUUGUGAACUUGCUUCCAUUUUAAAAUUUUGGUUUCUUGGAAAGGAAUUGCUGUACACAAAUGAUUUCUGAGAUGAGUCUAAUUAUGCUGAGACACUGACCUCAGUACCUGAGUAGAAGGUCAUUACAAUUGAGAAUGGGAUUGUUUGGACUGGACUUCUUUGCUUUUGUCUGUAACUUGUACUGUUCCCUGUGUGACCCCUGGGCAACUACUGAUGGCAGUGCAUAUAAACACCGCUGGACAUGUGAUUUAAUUGUUUAGCUAUGUGACUAGAAUUUGGGCAGUGUGCUUAUAAUAGAGUUGAAAUAAAGGGGAAAAAGCUAUGACUCAAACCUAUUAACCAAUCCCCAAAGUGAUUUUAAGGAAAAAAUAAUAGAAAGAUUUAGAAGAGAAAUCACGGGCAUGAUUUUAAGAAAAAAUCUGAUGUUUCUAGUUGUGGGCAAAGAAAUAAUUCAAGCUAGCAUCUUGGAUGGCUUUGAGAAAACUAAACCAUAGUUUUGAUUAACUAUUUUGAGCCAGUCACUAAUUGCAAAAUACAUGUCAAAAAUCUUUACUACAAAUAACUAUGAAGUAAUUGGAAAUUAUUUUGGUUUUUUACCCUUUUUAUUGGAAAUGUGACAACUGAACACUUUGAAACUUGUUAUAAAAUUGUUCAAAGAAUGUCUCGAACUACAGACUUGUGUCAAAAAGAGUUUUGGAUCAAAAAUACUUAUCCACUUUGUACUAUGAAUUGAUUUACCUGUAGAGCUUAUGAGUCAUCUUACCUAUGAACCUAUGGAUAAUGCCCUUCAAAUCUUUGUAUUUUGUAACUGUAGUUGUGGUUGGUUUUUGUUUUCUUUCAAAAGCUUCACUCACAUUGACCUGUUGGCUAUGCAACUGCUUGAAAAUUUUGCUGUCAUGUGACAUGAGACAAGAGACUUUUUGUCAGAUCAUUGUGCAAUGUUAGUGGAUCUUUGUGUUGGAUAAGCUUCAAUAUCAUGACAGAACUCACUGUUGCUUGUUUUAGCCAUGAGACAAGAAAAGAAUAUUCUUUAUUCAUGAGCUUCAAAUACUAGCCUUACAGGGUGAUUGAUGUAUAUUGAAUCACUUUUGAGCUUUUAAUUUGCACUGAACUGAUAUUGAUUUUGUAUUGAUAUUGGCUCGGUAUCUUAAAAGUGCUUCUAAAAUUACUAAGACAUAGGCAAUUAAGACUAAUAAAGACAUGCUAACAGUUCAUUUUUCAUUUGAUAACUAUCCUUACCAUAGGUUAAAAUUGAUUUCAAAAGGUUUCUUCAAGUUUCCUGAACCUUGGAAUUAACUUUGAUCAUUGCUAGCUUUUUUCUAGGGAAUUCGAGAACAAUAAGAUUUAAAAUAUUGACUUGCAAUAAAACCACAUCUUCCACUCCCUGGAGUUUUUUUUCACCAUAUUUGUCAAUUGUAGGAUUAGUUCCUUUUCAAAGACAUCCUACUCUUGAUUGCACAAUAUGUUUUUUCCUUUAAAUUCUAUGAAAUGUGGGAAAGACUGUAGAAGAACACACUGAUUUUUGACAGUCAUGUUUACGUUAGAGGUUGUUCAAAGACCCAUGCAGUUUGUCAUUGAGGUAGAUGUUGGUGGUAAGUAGCUAUUGACCUCAAGUAGGCAAUUGAGCAUUCAAUACUGCCCAUAAUUCUCCAUCUGUUGAAUUGAAUUUUAAAUAAUUUCUCUUUGUUCAAGUUAUUUCCACAAUAAAUUUUGAUGUGAAAUUAAUUGUUGAACAAAUGUUGAAUUAUUGGUAAGAACAAGUGUGAGCAAUUAAUCAUCUUUUUUAUUAACACAUUGAAAAGUGAAACAUACACCCUUGUAUUGAUUAUGAUUCAUCAUUCUUGUGUCUUCUUCCUGUGGGAAGGCACUCUCUGUGUAAAUAUCAGUGUGUGAAAUUUGUCAAGGAUUACUAAGCAAGUUCUAGUCAUUUUGUAUGGAAAAAUUAUUUCUGUCAAACAUUUUGUGGUGAAAAAUGGAUCCUUUAGAAGGUUUGUUGAAGUUGAAAUUAUAUUGAUGAUAGAGAGGUGUAGAGAAUUUGGGCCUCUUUGUGUCAACAUGAGUUCAAAAUACUUCAUUUAAGUGUUCAAAAUUUUUGAAAUGGUUGCUUUGCCUUGUCAUAUGCCUUGUCAUAUUUUGAGCUACUUCUUUCGGGUGAGUACCUUUCUGUAAAAGAAUUCUGCUGACAACCUUUUCGUAUUUUGAAUGUUCAUCACUUCCUCUAAUUUUUGUUUUUUAGUAUUUUCUAUCUUUUAAAAAUGGAUGAAGGAUGUGUGUACAAUGUUUGAUUCGAAACUAUUUGAAGAGGAAUAUAACAUUUUGGUGCGACAGUUUUUGUUCAAGAUAGUGUUUGUGGUUAGUUUCAGUCUUGUGGCAUGGUAUGAGAGGAUUUAUAAGUGAGAAUAUUGCAUUUACUCUUAACCAAGACACAUGUUAGUUUUUGCUUUGUUUGUUUCCAAAAAUUUGGUAUGUCUGUUGCAAAGCUUGGAAGUUUAUCACAUGGAAGGCAAACUGAAUCAUUUGAUUGUAAAAUAAAUUUACAAUUCACAGGUAAUUGGUUUGGUAAAAGAUAAAACUGUGCCCCUUUAGUAUCCUUGCUUAUUUGAGCACAUGUAUCACUAGUAGUAUAAAGUCUAUGUUCAGGGUUCUUAAAUAUAUUACAGUAUGUGACAAUGUGAUGGAACGUGAUGCUAAAAUGUUCUUAAACAUAUAUUUUUACAAUCAGAUGUAUUCUUAUAAUAUUUGCUGAUAAAGGGCCUUUGAAGACCCUUUUUCAGAGUAUCAGUCACCAGACAGAACAAAAUCAGGGAUGGUAUUGGAAAGAGUUUGUUGUAGGAAAUUUAUUGUACAAAAACGUUGGAUUAAGCCUUUUUGAUCAUGCAUCUAGACUUGCAUUGUUGUAAAAUUGUCAUUCAUCUGAUGGAUUUGCGUGGAAAGUAGCAUGCAUAUGUUAAGAUAUCCUUGGAAUAUGGUCACACAUUUUUAAGGUCAGACAGUUAGUAUCGCCCAUUUAUACAUUAAUGCCAAGGGUUUUAGGAAAUAGUUUGGAAUGUUUAAAUUUUUUACAGCCGUUACAACUAUGUGAUGUCUGGUUUGACUAAUUGCAUGACAAUGUGUGUAUUAUUUCAUGUGAAAGAAAAUUAAAUGUGUUAUCAUUGUUUACUUUAUAACUUGGUACAUAAAGUUGCUUCAAAUGUGUAAAUUUAUGUGUUUUACUGACAUGGCUUUUUCUCUCAAGUACUCAGAGGCUCUGAACUGGAUGAUGAUGGCCUAAUGGAUCCACCAUUGCAAAUCAUGACAGAGACAUCAGAGUCAGAGGGAAGCGAUGAAAUUUUGUUUGAGCCUCCUCCUAUGUUUGCCAGGUAGUUUAUCAAUGAAUUUCACUUUUUUAUUUUUUCAUUUAAUAAUCCUUUUUCUUCUCAAGAUCACCUCACAAUCUCAAACUCUGAAGUACAGUUAGAGUCUUCUUUGAAAUUGCAAGAAGAUAAGGACUUAUUUAUAAAUUCCAAAUCAAUAUUCUUCAGUUAAAAGUCGUAAAGCACUUUGCUAACAUUGGUUACUAAAAAUUUUAAGGUUUGAGACCUUAAAAGUAACCUCAUGCAUUGAGGUUAAUCAACUUUAGUUCUGUAUUCCCUAAGUAGGGAAUGUUAGAUACAAUUCAGAUGUAAUUCUGAGACGUUGUUCUACUGGUCAUUACAGCAUAAUUAGAGACAUCAAAAAAAAUAAACAACAAAACAAAAAAACAAACAAAAGUAAUAACACUAAUGGCAGAUUUGUUAUUUUAAGCCUUUCACCCCCAAGAUCUAAUCAAUAAUUCUCCUUACUAUCUGCUUUACAAUUCUUACCAUGUUAGUUUAGAGAAUUUGGUAUUGGAUUGCCUGAAAAUCCUGCGAAUCACUAUUUUUCUUUAUUCUUGUCACUUGCCUGCUUGAUUUUGCAUUGCUACUGAAAAGUGAAAUUCUCUGUUUGUCACUCAUGGGAGUUAAAGGGCUCAAUGUAUAAUUUAAACAGAGCAGAAAUCUUAAACCAAAUCAAUGGAGAUGUAAGUAAAAAUUUGAAAUGCAUGCAGUAUCUUUCUAAAUCACAUUGUUGUUUGUCAUUAUCGUUUUAGCUCUGAUGAGGCAGAGGUAAAAGAAGAAGUAGAGGAUUCAGAUGUGUUUGAGAAUGGAUAUGAAGGCGAUUUGCCAUCCCCUGUUAUUCCCUCCUCUCUGUUAGAGGUACAGGUAAAAGAAAAGGGAGGUUAAUGUGUGUUUUUCCCUGGUAAUGAGAAUACUCAAACUUAAACUCUUGUAACUUAUUUACAAGGGAAUAAGUUGAAGCUAGAAGGGAGAAUUAACAAUCGGAUCUUAAGAGUUAAAAAGUGAAUGCUGCAUCUAAGGUCACUUAAGGAUUCAUUCCAUACACCUCUUUUAUUUCUGGCCCGGACAUUUUGUCAUGGUUUUGGUAAAGACAAUUUUGUAAUUUUUAACAGAGAAAUCUUUUAAUGAACAUGCAUUAUGUGCCUGAUCACUGAAUAAGUGCAAAAUGUUUUGAGACACAUUGCUGAGACCUGAUGAUUCACUCCCAGUUUGUGACCCAUUAGUAAUUUAUCCAUACAGUAUUGAUACAUUAUCUACCAGAAAGGUAAUGAGAGGAAAGAAAAAUAUUUGUAGGGGAUACUGUUUGAUUAACUCUAAAUUAUCAGAGCAAGAUAAGAAAGAAAUGAAUGACAGAAUUUCAAGAAACAACAGUUAGAUCUUGGAAGUGAAAGGGUCAUUUUUUUUUUCACAAAAACCUGUCAUGAUUCGUAAUUUUUAAUAGUAGUGAAAGAGUUCAAGAUAACUUUACCCUUAAAGUACUGUCAAGUGAAGGUUCUUUGUGUUGUGCUUUCAGCCACAAGAAGAUAAAAGAUUUCACAACCUUGCUUUAGAGGUGUGGACGGAAGAUGAUUGUGUGGACUGGUUAGAUUUUAUUGGUUUGGGACAUUUUGCAACAGAGUUCAGAGGUUUGUAUGAUUGCACAGUAUUUGUUGUGCCAACCUUAAUUGAAAGUUUUCAGUGAACAUGAUAUCAAAUGAUGAUUGGACAGUAAUGGAUCAAACCUAAAAAUUAGAAUUUGAACUAUUACCUCCUCAUAUCAAUAGUUACUUACAAUUUUUAAGUUUUUCAGGGAACAGUUUUUUAAAUGUCAUUGCCUCAGAGACAGUCAAAAUAACUUGUUCUUUUAAGUACAUGGCAAUCCCCAUGAUAAAAAGAUUAUUGUUUUUGCACAACUCGUUGAAACCAAUGUUUAGCGAACACAACAGGUCUCUUCAAAAUUGAAUGUGUAAUGAGUUUCUGCAUGAAAUUAAAACAUUGUGUUUCUAUUUAUGUAUUUUCAGAGCAUCAUGUGGAUGGAAGAGUCUUAAAAAACAUCAAUUUCCAGUUACUUGGUUAGUAUUUGACUCUGGUUUCUUUGAGGUGUAAACUCUUUAGUAGACUUUUGCUUUUAACCAACAGAAAACUGAUGCAAAGAAGUUGUGCUAAAAAAGUAACUUUGAAAUGAAUGUUGUUUAAUCUUUCAUUCCAGAGGAGAUUGGCAUUAAUUCUCCUGAUGAGCGUGAAGUUAUCCUCUCCGAGAUAUACAGACGUUUUCACCCUGAAGAAGAGGACAUGUUUGAAAUGGAGAUUCAAGGUAUGGUGCAAAUGCAAAUCGAUUUGAAAUAGAUUUGAUUCUAGGGGGAGAAGGGAGGGCUUUUAUUGACUUAAGCAAGGUGCAGAUAACUGAACAAAGAGGGUAAGUUUCUAAAGAAACUGUGGUGCUGCAUCAGUGGGAGAGUAUAACAAGGUAAUUUAGUAUUAUCAACUGAGUUGAUAACAUAAAUUAGCCACCGUAAAGAGUUUCAAAGCUGAUGUUUAAAGUGUUAGCCCUUCAUCAGAGCAAAGGACUAAGGGCUAAUGCUCAAAAUGUCAGCUUUUAUACUCUCUAGGGUGGUCAAUUUAUGUUAUCAACUUAGUUGAUAAUACUAAAUUACCAAGGUGCGUGUAGCCUGUGAUGCUCAAAACACUUAUUUUUACUGCUGCAAUGCAAUUAAUUUUCAUUGUGAAGUACAUGUAGUAGCUUUACAAGUGAUGUGAGAGCAAAGUGUUCAAGAACAAAACACAACAACAGGGCUCAAAUUUAGUCCUGUUUUUCCCACAAUAGCCACAAUAAGCAUUUAAAUUUGACAUAUAUCAAAAGAAAGGUUAAUAGAAUGUGAUCAUUUUGUCUGACUAACAAUUACUAUUUUUCACAGGUGCUCUGCAGUCUGCCUCUGAGAAAGAGAAGAUGAAAAUUAUGGCAGUCCUCAAUGCUUUACGAUCUCCAGCAUUCCAAGCAGAACUUGGACUGGACACUUCCACAGGUUCUUCUUCACCUCACGGAAGUGAAGCAGGUUUUUAUAUGGGAGCAGAAACUGGGUCAAUAUCCAGUGGUGUCACAACAGGCAGUGAGGAUCAUUCUCAGGAUAUCAACAUGCCUCCUCCACCGCCUCCACCCUCAUGGUCACGAACAGCAAAGAAAACAAAAAGCUUGGGUAGAGAACUUGAUGUAAGUUAAGAUUUUAUUUCUUAUUGGAGUGUUGUUUUGUCAGAAACUAACUUACAUCUCGCAUAUUGAGAUAUAAAUGUAAAAUUGAAGUUAAUCAGUGUACGUACACAAGAAGAUCAGUAUUGAGUUUCCAAUGGUUUUAGGUUCCCAAUGGUGAUGAUUAACAAGAUAUUAAUGAUAAUAUUUGCAUGUUCUUCAACCAAAGAAUUGUGUUUUUGCUGGCUCAAAGCACCUGAUUCCCCCUCUUGGGCCAUCAUAAUUUCUCGAGGCAGUGUGAAGGUGUCAUUUAAAUCUGACAGUAUCUUCCUAAACUCAUACUUUAUGGUGAAUUUUGCGGAUGUUGUAUAACUUUUGUGGUGUAUGUUUAUGAGAGAAGGGUAGGGUUUGAUAGAGACGUUACAUACUUAAAGUGCUUGGUUGGUGACCAGCAGCUUGUUACAAGAAAGUCCUCGUUCCUUUUUCAUUGAUAUAAUUAUCUUUUUUGUGAUAUUAACUGGAGCUUUUGUUAUGCAGGACUAUGAAAUAAUACCUAAGGGUGGGAAAUCAAAGAAGCCUGGAAAGACCUCUAAAGACAAGGACAAGUCAGGAGAAAAAAGUUCAAAAAGUGAGAAGCAUGGACGGAAGGAAAAGAAACACAAAAGGUAUGAACUUAUAAUAUUGAGGGAGUGAUGGUGGAAAAAAAGUGUUAUUCAGAUAGUCCAGUUCAAGGUCUAUGAAUUGUUAUGCUUUCUUUUGUGCCUAGUAUUUAUAAUAGUGCCGUUAUUAUACCAUACUUUUUUUUUUUAACCCUUUCUCUUCCAAGAUGGCAUCAAUAAUCAAUAAUUCUCCUUACUUUCUGUCAUAAAAUUCUUAUGCUGUGAGUUUGGAGAAUUUGGUAUGGGAUAUUUUUUUUACUCUCAUCACUUGUCUGCUUGAUAAUGUAUUGCUAUUGUAAGGAGAAAUUAUUUCUUGGUCUCUCAUGGGAGUUAAAGGGUUACUGCGAUGUCUUAAGGAUUUCUAAACCAAGGGUGUAAGAGUAAUUUUCAUCUGCUUUUGUGCCCCUUGCCUCCUAGUUGUCUUUACGGAUACUAGCUGAUAAAUCUGAAAAUAAAUGUAGCUUACAAUAAUCACUUCUGUUCAUGCUAUGGCUCAGUUCCCUCACCACAACUGCCAUCAAUCCACAGGGUGACAAGACUUCUGGACAGCUUAUCUCUAAGCACAAGUUCGUCCAAGCUGACCAAGCUCUUCCACCACUCAUCCUCGUCUUCCUCAUCAGCGACAAAGAAACUCAAUCCCACAAUGCAGUAUCUUCUGCAGGCUGGUCCCCAGGGAUUGAUUCGAAUAUGGCCGACAGCUCUCUCUGAGGAGAUGAAUUAUUGCAGUUUCAUGGUCAACAUGACCACUACAAGUGCUGAGAUUAUCAAACUUGUCUUUGAGAAAUACGAGUUAGUGGACGAUCCACGGAGGUAUUAUGUUUGUGAAAUGGGAUUAGGAAAAGGAGGUAGGCCUUUUGAAAUACUUUCUCAGUUUGUAUUAUUCUUUCCCUGGUUUGAAAUGUGGAUUGGAAAGAAAAAAAAGGAAAACUUUAAAUAUGUCAAAACACUUGUUAGAGGUGUCAUUUUUAGUUUUAAAUAACACUUCAAAGCUGAUUUUUUGCACCACUUCAUAAGAGUAGCAUUUCUCCUUAAUCUUUUCCAUUCUCACAUCGAGCUUUUGUUUUCCAAAGUUUACAGCAUUGUCCGACACAUAAAUUGCCAUACUGUGCAGUUUCAUUCUGUGGACGGCAUUAUCCUCUUUUUGAGCAACCAGGAUCUUGUCAAAAAUCUUAGCUGAUAUUUUGUUGAAUUGCUAUCGCCCCUCUCCUCAGCAAUAUAAUGUUUAUUGUCAUUAACAUUAAUGUAAUCUGCCCAUUUUCCUUUCAGGUUCACGCCAUGAUCUUACUGAUGCAGAUUGUCCUUUGUUACGUCAGUGUCGUUGGACUGAUCCUGACAAACAGCGCUUUGAAUUAAGGUGCAGAGAUGAAGGAGUGAUUAAGGUAAGAUUGUUUUGACUUUUUCUCCUGCAGUGUGUGAGAGAAGUGGAGGCUUAAUUGGUCGGACUUCAUGGCAAACGGUCUGGGCUCAAACUCUAGUGGGCGGUCUUUGUAAUGAGUUCUUGGGAAAGAUAUCUUGCACUAACAAUACCUCUCUCAACUCGAGGUUGCAAUUCUUUACAAUACGUCCCUAAACUCGAAAGUUACAAUACCGUACAAUACCUCUCUCAACUCGAAGUUGCGAUGCUUUACAAUACCUCUCUCAACUCGAAGUUACAAUAUCUUAAAAUACCUCUCUCAAUUCAAAGUUACUAUGCCUUACAAUGCCUCUCUCAACUCGAAGUGACAAUACCUUACAAUACCGGAGCUUGUUUAACCUGUAGUUCUCUUUUAUUGUCUCUGUGUUUUCUAGUUGUCUGUCCGGAUAAGAAGGAAAAUGUUUUUCAUUCGGACGAAUGUGGCGAGGGAAAAUGAAAGUUUUACAAUACCUUACAAUACCUCUCUCAACUCAGUAGUAUCGAGCCUAAUUAUUCUUUUGUGUUAUCGGCUCAAGACGUAUUGCACAGUUGAUCUUCAUAUUUGCACGCCAAUUAUCGUAUUAAAUGGUUAUUGACUAAUUUAAAGAAAGCUUUUUCCCCUGUGUCAAGCAGAGGAAAUUUAAAAUUUUAAGGAAGCUUUUUCCCCUUUGAGUCAAAUUCCAGACCUAUUCGCGGGGCAUUAAAAUCACUUUUGUCACUGGUUUUUUUUCCGCUCAGCGGUGUAGAUAGAUUGUGCUAUGCUCUUUUAAUCUCAUUAAUUUCUCUGGUAUUUUUUUUCAGAUGUUGUUUGAACUCGAAGGGUACGAAGACGAUUUAGACUACCGAUCCAUUCCCUUAUCAGCCAAGACUCCAUGUACAGAAGCGGUGGAACUGAUUGUCAAGAAGUUUCAGUUGCCUGGGAAGGCUAACGAGUACUAUUUGGUGGAAGUGUCUGAGGAAUGUGAAGGUAAAGCUUUCUGUUUAUCCAUUUAAAUGAAAAAUUUUAUUCCUAGAGGAACUAGCUUUCUGUUUGAAAGGCAUAACCAAACUCCUUACUACCAAAUUCAGCAGAAAUAUGUCGCAACGUUUGGCAAUAGCUUAAUAUAUUGAUGUCAUUUUGUGCAGAUGAUAGAGAGGAAGUAGCUGAUCACGUAUGCCCUCUGAGACUGCAAAUGGCGUGGAGUGCACCCGAUCACGUGUUCAGGCUUUGUAGACGACCAACAGAUAGUUCAACUGAUGUUAAUGACGAUAAUAAAGAUACAGUUGAUGGAUGGUAGGUGUAAAAAAAAUCCUUUUACGAAGAAAGAGGCUAGAGUCCAAACGGCGUAGAAAAUAUAUGUUAAACUUGUUAAGUAAACUUUAACAUUCGGCUAAAAUAAAGAUGUCCACGUCAGUUUUCCAAUGUCAAGGUUAUUUGAAAGUUAAAAACGAAAAAUAUUUUGUACAGUAGGUACACCCUUUCACUUCGAAGUUCUAAAUAUCGAUUCUGUGCAUUAUCUGCUACAUAUUUUCAACAAUAUUAGCCAGAGAAUUCGGUAUUGAAUCGAACAAAUGCGUUCGAGCUAAUUUGUCCUUUUUUUCUCAUCACCGUCCUGCUAAGAAUGUAUUGCUGUUGUAGGAACAAAAUCCUCUUGAGAAAGAUGUUUUUCGUCUUGUCACGAGCGUGACAAGACGAAAAACAUCUUUCUCUGUUUCUUUACCGAGCUCGAAACUUACCAUCUCUUUCAUUUCUAUCUAAAAUCCUCUUGGUCACUCUUAAGAGCGAAAGGGUCAAAACGCCUGUUUUCUACUUGAUAAGGUUUACCAACUUUUGAAAAGCAGACUUUUUUAUUGACCCCGUACACCUUUAAAUUAGUCUUCGUAAUCUCCACACUGUUCUUGUUACAUUUCCUAUGGCACUGACAAGGAGAGUUUGUUUAAAAAUCAGCAGCCUCUUUGGUUGGUGAUCAUUUUCUUUGUUCUCGUGACCUUUGAAUUUGAUUUAAGGGUGACACUGAAAGGAGAAAUAAGAAGCCAGUCACUCAUAAGAGUUAAAGAGUUGACGUGUGUUAUGUAUGCCUGUUGUAUGUAGGAUGACAGAUGCUACUGAAGAUGCCUCUCAAGAACCAGGCAUUACCUCAGAAGUAUCUUCGGUUCGUGAUGAAGACGAGCUGAAGUUUGCACCUGUCCCAGGAAGUGUAGAAGGGAGCGAAAUCAAGGAGGAAAUCAGUGAGGAUUUGAUGGAGGGUUUGAACGAGCUGGAUCAAGUCAUCGAUGAGGAAUCCGAGGUGAUCGCUUCUCAGGAGUUAGAGGCUGUCCGUCAUGAGCUUGCCGCCAAAGAAGAGGAGUUGAAAGAGCUGCGUUUACGAAGUGACACGCUUAAUGAGAGAGAGGACGAACUGAUAAGCUUGCGGCGAGAGAAUGAGGAACUCAAAAUGCGAAGCGUAGCGCGCGGCAAGCUGUCAGACAAGGACGAGUCUUUGGUGGAGAAAGAUCGUGCGUUGGACAAGCUUCGACAAGAGAAUGAAGAAUUGCGGAGAAGAAUUGAUGACCUCGAGGAAAAGCUUAAGAAUGAAACGGCUAUGCGGGAUCGCGAAAUAGAAAGGCUUUACGCUCGAAACAACGAACUUUCGUCCAACGAAAAGGAGCUGGAGAAUUUAAGACAGUUACGCUAUACGUGUGAUUCUCAAGAAAAGGAACUGGAGAAGCUAAGACUUAUUAAUCAAGAGUCCAGCUCUGGUCAAAAUGAGCUUGCUUCGAGACUUGCAGAACUGAAGCAAAAGCACAAUGAAUUGUUAAUGGAGGUAAAUGAAAUGGAGAAAUUGAAGCAAGUUAACCGAGAACUCACUCGCAAAGUUGACGAGGGCGAUAUGUUUCGACAGGAGUUGGAGAAAAGCCAAGCAGAUAAGAAAGAGUUGGUUGAGAAGUUGAAGGAGUUAGAGCGCGAGAGAAGAGAAUCCAAAAAAGGUGAAAACGACAGAGUGGAAAACUUGAGACAGAAAAACCUAGAGGUAGCAGCUAAGAGCAAGGACGCAGAGGAGAUGAGAACAAAUAUUAUCAAGUUGACCGCCCAGAUGCGUGAAAUGGAAAAACAGAGCCAAGAGAGGGCGAACAAGCUGCAGAAAGAGCUGGAGGAUGCCGCUUCCGAGAAACAACAGCUGUUGGACAGGAUAGCCGAGUUGGAAGAAAGCGAAAGGAGUCAGACUCAAAAGAAAGAUGCGGAGAACAACGCAAAGGAGGUUGAGGAUUUAAAACUCGAGAACAUCUUCUUGGUUGAAAGGACGAAAGAAGUCGAUGAACUGAAGUCAGCUUUGGCCAAACUAGCGGCAGAAGCCAAGGAAAACGAGUCCUUUAAACAGAAGUACAAAGAGCUUCGUGAUGUGGAGACUGUAAGUAUUGUUAAGAUAUCUAAGAUGGUACGCGCGCUCUCGUUGGUCGAAAGGUGUGUUUAGAUGAGAGUAUGUGAACAGGCUUGUCACUCGUCGAAUUAUUUUCAAGAAAUAUUUUAAAAAUGUAACAGAGGAUAUUUUCGUGUUUACGUAGCAAUCGAGGAGUUAAGAGAAUUCUCCAAAGGUAUGCAAACCCGAAACGCAGUCGAGGAUUUGUAGCACUUUCAAGAAUUCAACCCCUUUCGUGUUUAAGUGAGGUUGUGUAAAAGUCUUUUAGUACCUAAAUAGUGCGCAUUUCGUUUGGGCGUUGUUAAACAAAAGCCAAAGUAAUCACAACAGUCAAUUAGAGCGGAGGUUAAUAUCUCAAGUAAUCAAUGUAAGGAACUCAAAGUCAACCCUAACAUCAGUAUCUAUAUUCUUCAUACUCUUCCCCAUACAUCCCCUUUGGUACUGACAAGGAGAAUUCGUUGAACAAUCAAAGCUUCUCGGGUUGGCGAUCAUUUUCUUUAUUCUCGUGACCUUAAUGUUUGAUUCAGUGGUGAUAUUGUAAAGAGAAGUUAGAUGCUGGUCGCUCUUAGGGAUCAAGGGGUUAAGCAAAUCAUCGGACUCGUUGUAAACUAUUAAGGAGAAAAAUUCCUGUUACACAAUGACUAAUCUCGCGCUUUUUAUUGAUCUUUUGUUAUUUAGUUAUUAUCGUAUUUGACUUGCGCAGAGCUCUGUUGUCUGUUCCUUGAGUUGUCAGGCCUUAUGAGAAAGGAUACGUGAUUUUGCGAGCUUUCCACCUUACAUCAAUGUCCAUAAAUUUGUUUUAUCUUUAACUGACUAAUGAAUCCUGUGUUCUUUCUUUCUUACCCAGUAUUUAACCAAACAGGUAAGCACCGCAGAAACAAUUGCUCGACAAAAGGACAAAAAGCUGAAGGAAUCAGAAAACAAGAUAAAUACUUUGGUAAGUUAAUGCAAGAUUGGUUGUUAUUGCAAGCGACGUUCUCAAGUUUAUCUAGCGUAUUGUGAGUGAAAUUUCAUGUGUGUUCUUCCCAAUCAAUGAAUAGUUUGCGUUAAAAUAGUAGCACAGGUUUAAGAUCCCUUCUAAACUGGCGUAGUCCGGCGAACCUUCAAGACAAAGCCUUCUGCUGGAAAUCUGCUGGAGCUUUGUUGAUGUGACUUUGUUUAAUGGUAUUUGUGUUUGUGCAGACUGAAGCUGUAAAAGACAUGGAAGCCAAGCUGGAGGAACAUGAACAAAAUAAGUUAUACCUGGACCAGCUAUUGGCCAUGCUGAAGGACAGGGACCCCACCCUCUUGCACGUCAUCAACACUUCGCUUGCGUCAAGGUAUAGCCAAUCAAAGUGAAGGAAAACAUUGCAAGAAACCAAUGAGAAUUCAGUGUGAAUAUGAGCAAAGUGCUCGAAGCGCGGGAAAACGCGAGUGACUAAGUCGCGUUUGGUUUUAGUCUCGUAUCUUACUGGCUUAGGAUGUGGCGCGAGAUUUUCUGAUUGGUUCAGAAAGCUCGCCAUCUCACGAUCAGAUGCAAACUGAAACAAAUAGCGACUUCGUACUCGCGUUUUCCCGCGCUUCGAGGAGUUCUUGUUUUAACUUUGAGUUCCUGUUGGCUUCUUUUGAUAUAUUUGAUUUGCUCUGAUUUUCCAUUGUGAUGUACUGUGAUUUUGAAUUUUACGACACUCAAUCAAAUUACGCUUCAGUAUUGUUCCACUAAAUUAAUUAAUGGGACUUGUUCUCUUAUCUUCGAUAUCGCUCCGUCGACCUUUACUGUAUUUUGUGGCAUUUAGAAAUUCAGUGAACCCUUAAACCCCUAUGAGUGACUAGCGUCUAAUUUCUCCCAACGAUAUCACCCCUGAAUCAAACGUGAAGGUCAUGAGAAUUAAGGAGAUGAUCAUCAACUAAGGAAGCUCUUGAUUGUUAAACAAAUUCUCCUUGAUAGCAUCUUAAGAAAUGUAUGAAGAACAGUAUGAAGAGUAUGCGUACAGAUGUUAGGGUCUAAAGGGUUAAAGUGUAUUCGAAACGUUUGUGUUGUUGUUUUUUUUUGUAGUGAACAAGAGGAAUGGUGCUGAAUGAUGGAGUUGUUUCUGCAGUUCUUUAGAUUGCCUCUUAUGGCACGAACCGGAUUAGUGUUUUUGAAGUUUACCGUCGAGAUGCCAUACACAGAUCUGUUGCUGUUAGAUAGUUUCAAAACAUCAGGUUAGGUCAGAUAGUUACGUAAGUUACUUACAUUUUGAGGAGCUUAUGUAAUGUUGAUUCAGAUUAGUUUAAAGGAUGAUCAGUACUAAACACACCCGUUUUUAAACGUUUUUUUGAUAUUAAAGAGGAGAAUUAGCUUAAUUUAUCGGUAGGAUGUCGAGACAUUUGUGGAGGAAACAUACUGUCUCAAAAAGCCUCCGUGGCAGUGAAUUUUUUCAACGAAAAUGCCAUUGGAUUCUUAGAUCUAGAUUCGUCUUCUAUUUGAUUUGCAUCCUAAAAUUUUACACGACAUCGUUUUUAACAAAACGCAACUGGUGAACUAUUAAGUAAAUAUAUUACAAAGAGAAAACAUAUUUUUAAAAAUACAUAUUUAAGGAAAACAUCAGUGCCUUUCACAAUAAAAGGUUAUCCUCGUUCAUCUCGGAUUUCCAGAGGGAGGGGAGGGUAUCCAAAAAACAUUUAUAGACAACAAAUACUCUGAAUAGAGAAAGCAAUAGCCAGAAAAAUACUUCAAAGUUAAUACUCUUAUCAGUUAGAGGUACGGCCGACCGGAAAGCUCAGCUGUGAAAUUUUCAGUGCCGCUCACCACAGCUCCAUAACAAGGAAACAUAUCGGCUGAUUAUCGAAAUGCAAACCAGCGCGAAAACAGUUGCAGUGGUGUUAUUACGUCCCAUUGGUUACACAGUUUGUUCAGAAUCUGUGAGAAGGCAGCCCAUGAGAAAAUUGAGAAAAUAAAGGAAGAAAAAUCACAGAAUUCUCUGUCAGAGCCGAUGCUUACUCGUCGUUUUCAAACACUGGUAUAAAGGUGUUUUGAAAAGUUUAGUUAAUACGGAUUGAAAUUAAGACUAAUUUUUUUAGUUAAUUAUACAACAAAUUUUAGUCAUUCUUUUUUAAAGAUUUUUUAGAGUGUUAUAUGAAGAUAGCGAUACGCCUAUGUUAUGGGUCACAUUAGAAGGUUUUUAAAGAAGUCAUAUUUUAAUGUAAUAAAGGUCUCGCGUGGAGAUCAUAUCAAGUAAUUGUACACCAAUUAAACAAAGAGAAUAUUUUGUAUUUAACUCUUGC